Malus domestica (apple) is the source of this 5809-nucleotide messenger RNA. Lineage: Eukaryota; Viridiplantae; Streptophyta; Magnoliopsida; Rosales; Rosaceae. The record is from RefSeq and is a predicted model, not a curated record.
UAGAGAAAAAACAAACAAAAACGCAUAAUAUUUUGCACACAAAAUCAAACAAAACAAACAAAAACGCAUAAUAUUUUACAUUAGGCUUAACUUGCGGGGUCCACUGCAUUAUUGACUAAAACAAGAUGAAUUCAAUUCUUUCACACAAAUGAACUUGAGCUUGUAGAUGAUCGUAACAGGCUCUGAAAGUUCCUCACCUGAAUUUCAUCUGAGUUGACUUAUUUACUCACUAGAAUUUCAAAAGAAUUUUCAGUUUUUCAACUUCAAAUAUUUAUUCAAAAUUAGACAUUUCGCCAAGAAGAGAAAAUGGCUUUGGUUGGAGAGGCUUUGCUCUCCGGUUCGAUCAAGCUGCUGUGCGACAAGAUUGCCUCCGGACAGUUCAUGGAUUUCUUCCGGGCAAGAAGGCUCAACCAUUCGCUCAUGGACAAACUGAAGGUGACUUUGAUGACACUUCAUGCAGUACUCGACGACGCAGAGGAGAAGCAGAUUGUCAACGAUGCCGUGGCGAUGUGGCUUGAUGAACUCAAAGAUGCUGUGUUCGAUGCGCAGGACCUGGUGGAUGAGAUGGAUACUGAAGCUUUGCGUCGCAAGGUGAAAGAUCAGACUAAGCAAACCCAGGUGUGCAACUUCCUCUCUACCUCUCUUAGUCCUUUUAAUUAUAAGGGCAUGAAUGGUAGGAUAAAGGAUUUAUUUCAGAGGUUAGAACACCUUGCAGAACAGCGAAAUCGCCUUGGUCUUAGAGAAGGUGUUGGGCGCAAGGUUUCACAAAGAACUCCCACAACUUCUGUAGUUGAGGAAGGAUUCUGUCCCUAUGGUAGGGAUGCGGAUAAAGAAAAGUUAAAAACACUACUGCUGCCAUCUGACAAUGAAAGUAGCAGUAAUUUUUCUGUAGUCCCGAUAGUCGGAAUGGGCGGGGUUGGUAAGACAACCCUUGCUCAACUCCUUUACAAUGAUGAACAGGUUAAAGAGCAUUUUGACAUUCAUGCUUGGGUUUGUGUUUCCGAACAGUAUGAUGCUUUGAGGGUGAUUAAGACCCUUAGUGAGCAAAUCACUGAGAAAUCUUGUGAUAUCUCAGAUAUGAAUUCCCUUGAAAUUCGACUAAGGGAACAAGUAAGGAGGGAACAAGUAAGGGAUAUCUCAGAUAUGAAUUCCCUUGAAAUUCGACUAAGGGAGCAAGUAAGGGGAAAGACAUUUUUAUUUGUCCUGGAUGACCUUUGGAAUGAGAGCUAUGACGAGUGGGAUCGUCUACGAACUCUUUUCACUUAUGGGGCGAAGGGAAGUAAAGUCAUUGUAACAACAAGGAGUAGACAUGUUGCAUCCACCGUGUACAAUACUAUUCCAACUCAUGACUUGGAAAAAUUGUCGGACGAUGAUUGCUGGUUGUUACUGACAAAACAUGCAUUUAGAAAUGAAAAAUCUAGUGCACAUCCAGACUUGGAAGAAGUUGGUAAGAAAAUUGCACGCAAGUGCAACGGUUUGCCUUUAGCUUCAAAAACACUAGGGAGUCUCCUAGGUUGCAACCUAGACUACAAGGAAUGGAAUCACAUAUUGGAUAGCAAUCUUUGGGAUCUACCACACGCUAAUAGUGUUCUUCCUUCUCUAAGAUUGAGUUACCAUUAUCUUCCAAGUUACUUGAAACGAUGCUUUGCUUAUUGCUCAAUUUUUCCAAAGGGGUAUGAAUUGGAAAAGGAAAAUGUUAUUCUAUUAUGGGUGGCAGAAGGUUUAAUUCCACAAUCAGAGAGAGAGAAAGCAAUGGAGGAGGUUGGUGAAAGAUACUUUGAUGAACUGUUAUCACGAUCACUAUUUCAAAAACCAAGAUUGGAUCAACCAAGUUUCACUAUGCAUGAUCUAAUCAAUGACUUGGCUAUGUUUGUGUCUAGAGAGUUUUGUUUUAGAUUGGAUCAGAAGCAUUCGCAUGAAGUUCCUAAAAGAGUUCGCCAUUUCUCGUAUAUGAGAGGAAAUAUUGAUACAUCUUCAAAAUUUCAGCCAUUAGGUGGAGUGAAGUGUUUGCACACGUUCUUUCCAGUGUCUUUAACACCAUAUGAUAACACAAGGGAUGAUGAACUAUAUGUAAGCAAUAAGGUUCUAGAUGAUUUACUCCCAACACAAAAAUGUUUACGGGCAUUUUCAUUGUCAAGAUAUAAAAAUAUCAAUCACUUACCAAAUUCCAUUGGUAACCACAUACACUUGCGCUACAUUGAUCUCUCUUAUACGACAAUUAAAAUGUUACCAGAUACAAUGUGUAGCCUCUACAAUUUACAAACUCUGCUAUUGUUGGGUUGUUCUUCUCUUGUUAAAUUGCCUGCAAACAUGAAGAAAUUGAUUCAUUUGCGUCAUCUUGAUAUUCGUGGAACUGACAUAAACGAGAUGCCUGUGCAUAUGGGUAGAUUAAAAAGUUUGAGAACGCUUACAGCUUUUGUAUUGGGAAAAUCUACUGGGUCAAACAUUGGAGAACUGAGGGAGUUGUCGCACCUACGAGGAAAAAUUUCUAUCUUGAAUCUACAAAAUGUAGUCGGUGCUAUUGAUGCCUUGCUGAAGGAUAAGAAAGAUCUCAAUGAGGUAGAGUUGGCAUGGGGUUAUGAAGUUUCCAAUGAUUUUGUGAAAAAGAAACAUGUACUUGAAAGACUACAACCUCCCGUAAAUUUGGUGAAACUAACCAUCAAGUGGUAUGGUGGAACCAGUUUCCCGAAUUGGGUGGGAGACUCGUCCUUCUCCAACUUACAAGUGAUGCGUCUCAGCGGCUGUAGUGAUUGCAGUUCACUGCCACCAGUUGGUCGGCUACCUGCUCUCAAAGAGCUUUACGUAGGAGGGAUGACGUCAAUUACCAGUGUUGGUGUUGAGUUCUAUGGUGGAAAUCAACCAUUUCAAUCUUUAGAGAAGCUAGAGUUUGUGUAUAUGCCAAAGUGGGAGGAAUGGCUGCCGAGUCCAAGUGGAGGUGAAAGUCCGGACUUUCCUCGUCUUAAGGAGUUGAUUUUAGACCAAUGUCCAAAACUGAGAGGAAACUUGCCCACUCAUCUUCCUUCCUUGGGGAACCUUGGGGUCUAUCGAUCUAAUGUACUGCAUUGGUCGAUGGAGACGCUGCCGUCUCUUCAGAAGCUUGAUAUUGAUAUUGUUGGCGGGAAAGAGUGGCUGCCGCAAAUGGUGCGCAACAGCAAUUGUCUUCAAAGUAUGACUCUUUCUUUCUGUUCCUCACUCUUGUCGCUCCCUACAAAUGGUCUGCCCACCACGCUGACGUCACUCCGUAUAUCAUAUUGCAAGAAGUUAGAAUUCCUAUGCGAGAUGAUGGCCAAAUUGACUUCCCUUCAGUCUUUGCGUCUAUCCAACAGCUGUGAUUCUCUGAGGUCGUUCCCUUUGGGCAUUUUCCCCAAACUUUCAUGUCUUGAAAUAUGCAGUUGCCGGAAUCUGAAAUCCCUUUCUGUUGAAGGAGGAGCAGAUGAAAACCUCAGCCGUCUCAACUCCCUCCGGAUCGAGACAUGUCCAAAUCUUGUCGCUUUUCCCGACGGGGGAUUGCCCACUCCCAACCUCACUUCCUUUUAUGUCUCUGGAUGCAAGAGUUUGAAGUUGUUGCCGGACCACAUGCACACCCUCACCGCCCUUCAAGAAUUGUGGAUAUCCAAUCUUCCAAAUGUGGUGUCAUUUGCACAAGGGGGUUUGCCUCCCAACCUACAAUCAUUAUCUAUCAGUGACUGUAACAGACUGAGGCCUUCAGUGGAAUGGGGAUUGCAAGGGCUUGUCUGUCUUCGGCAAUUUCGGGUCUCCAGAGAAAGCAAGGAUCUGCUGGAGACGUUGCUCAAUGAACAGCUGCUCCCUGCCACUCUCCACACUCUCCAAAUCUCUUCUGUAUGGAACCUGAAAUCUUUGGACGGAAAGGGACUUGAGCACCUCACUUCUCUUCAACAGCUACAAAUUGAAUGGUGCGGGAGUCUCAAAUUCCUGCCAAAAGAGGGUUUUCCGGCAUCUCUUUCUUAUCUGAACAUCAGGAGGUGCCCUUCUUUAAAGAAGAGGUAUCUGAAGAAGAGGUAUGAGAACGUAGCUCGCAUUCCUUGCGUAAAGAUAGAUGGAGAAGUCAACAUCUUGUGAGCUUUCAUGUCACUCUCUCCAACUCUCAACUCUCAAGACGAACCCAGGAGAGUGGCGAGGGGACUGAAUUAUUUCUAGUCUUAUACUGUGGAACUACUUGGGGUCGAUAUAUAUGAUUCUCCUGCAUGACAAGAGGUAAAUCCCUGGAUGAUUUCUCAUACUUGUCCCGUUUGCGCCAUAACUGUAAUCUUCUGGUAGGUGUGAUGGGACUAACAGAUAUAUCGGUUUCACUGAUGCAGCGAGCAAGCAAACCUGUAAAGAUAGGAUUAUCAAAUGAUGCUCUGAUUUUCUGGACUGCUAAGUUUGAAAACUUUUGGACGGAAAUGGACUUACAACACCUCCCACUCUCGCAAUUCCUGCCGGGACAGGGACCUCUAGACCUCAGCUCUUGUCAACAGCUAUAUAAAGAUUGAAUGUGCGUGGGACUUUGUCGGUCCAGAGAGAAAACUAUUGAACUGUAAAGUUAGGAUUACAGAGGGAAAACGAUGUUAGCUUACAUCAACCACUCAGCUGCAUAUACAUAUGUUUCUCUGCAAACACAAUGGUUGGAGAGAGCAUGGCUUAUUGGCACCGCUUGCUAGAAUGCCAGUGUACUAGACUUCGUGGCUGGCUGCUGCGUCUACAAAUUUCAGUAUGGCAACGCUGGGAUUGUAAAGAUAGGAUUAUCUACAGCCAACGAUUUAAACAUGCAUCAAUUAGUUGUCUUUGCAUGGUGCUAGCUCCAGCCCAGCUAUCUGGCAUGAAUAUAAUUCUCCUUUAAUCGGAGAGAUAUGCUUUUGUACAGACAAAGUGGUUGAACAGCUCGCUUGAUCCUUGUAGCACUGUUCUCAUGCUUGAGUUUGUUGGUAUUCCAGUAAAUAAUAUUACUAGAAUAAGUGGGCUGGUGUGCUACUGACUUCACAAGAAUGAUAAUUCUUACAUUGAGCACUGCAGACGAGCUGAGUAUCUUGUUAAGCUGAGGUAUGAAAAAGGGAAGUAGUUGAGUUGGCAUCCUAUUGUAUUGAAAUGGAUUUGAGAGAAAACAUGCUUUUCACAGUUUGAUUCAGAAUAAACUGUAGAAAGCGUGUGAAGGUAAAGCUCUGCGUUCUUUUCCUACAUUUUCAUCAAAACUCUGCAUCCACAUACUCUCCCUAUAGAAAAAUAUACUCCACAGAAGUUAAAGAAAAAUAUAUACCACAUACUUCAAAUGAAAUUGUGCCUAUUGUUGCCGCUUAUGAACAUCUUAUCUCCUGGAAGUGAUCCAAAGGAACUGAGAGGUUAUAGCAUUCUUCUCACCAUUGUGGAUUUCAUGAGCAAUCAAGAGUAUUCAAAGUUGCAUCUGGACUCAGAGGUUUGUUUUCUAUAUAUUAGCGUGUGUGAUGUUGUGUGACUUGCAUAGCAAGUUGAUAAACAAAGAAAAAAAAAUUAUUUGAACAUUGCAGGUUCACUCACUAUAUAUGUCGGCCAUCAUUUGAUUCGUUAACCACUCUUGAGGAAGAUGCAGUGGAGUAAUAGACGAUGCUUCGUCUUAACCCAAGUUUGAUGGGUAAAGUUGGAGCAGCGGGCUCUCAAAUUUAGAAACCUACUUGGCAGGGCCGGUCCUGAGUUUUUUGGUGCCCACUGCGAAAGUUCAAAAUGUGCCCUUUUUAGUACAGAAACAUAUGUUUAAAAUAAAUAUUUUGCGAGGUUAAUCACAUGUAUGUGUAAAAAAAUCAUCACUAGUAGCAUGCAAAAUGCCUUCCAAUUUCUA